UGUGGCUAAAACGAACGAACGGACGCGCGCGAUGCGAUGUUGUAGCGCGCUAUGUUUUGAUUGUCUAACGAAUAAUAAUACAUCUCCGACGAUAAGGUGCGAGCGGUGGUGACUCAAACGUUCCGGCGCGCACGCACGCGACGAUAGAACACAAAAAUAUUAAUAAUAAUAAUAAUAAUAAUUAUUAUUAUUAUUAUAAAUUCCCGUCGGCCGUCUACAGACCAAGUCUAACGUUAUAUCUCUCAUUCGGUUUUCGCUCCAUAGCGCGCGCGCCGACGAUAAAAUAAUAUUAUAAUAAUAUUAUAAUAUUAUAUUUUAUUUUGUUGCAUGUACGAGCGAUGUGUGCGGCGCUGCAGUACGCGUGUACGUAAGUACGGAAUCGCCGCUUAGUGCCAACCGUACGCGCGCUCCCCCGCUUGACCGGUCUCGCGCGAUACGUCGUUUUUGUUGAUGGCCGGCGCCGUCGAAACCGCUGCAGACUGCUGACCGCGGCCACAUCGGUGGACCGACCCCGAGACGGACGCCUGCGUGUCAUCGGUACGGUACGGCAAACGUCGUCCCCGGGGCCCACUUCACGCAUCCGACGAUUGCGAUGUUCGCGGUGGCUGUCGCCGCGGUCUUGCUGCUCGCGCUCCGGUCGGCCAUCCGCGUGGACACCACCGGUAACGUGGACAUCGGCCGCGGCGUGGACGUGCUCCAGCGGUUCGGCAUCAUUGGCGAUGUGUUGUACGGCGACGUGUCCAACACCAAGGAGAUGGUCACCCACGACAUAAUCGAGGGCGCCGAUCGUUUUACUGAAGUCUUAAAUGUGACAAAAAAUCAUACAAAUUUACUAAACAUCACAUUUUGUCCUGAUUUGGACUGCCUAUUUGAUGUAUAUUUUGACGGAUUUCAAGUUGAUCUAGCCGAUAAACCAUGGAAAUUGUUGACAACAAGUAGAUCACGACAUAUGGUAUCCGAACGAUUUGGUGUACCUGAUAUAGCAAUGGGAUUUGGACAAAAAUUUGUAAUUGUGUCCUAUAGGCGACCAGUGAAACGAAUUAAAACAUUUGACAAUUUCACACAAUUGGCAGAACUAAAAUCAACAAUAUCUGACAAAUUUAAAUGUAUGUCCAUUGGUAUAGAAUCAAUGGUGACGGAUUUUAUUACGGAGCAUGGAUCACAUUAUAUUGAUGAAUACACAUUAGGAGAUACUGUUUUUCAGGUGUUGGUGUAUCUGCCGGUGUUCUACAACAAGUUCUACAAGUGCAUUCUCAACAAUUGUUCGGAAUCGGACACGGCGUUGCUGCUGUCUCCGGUGUACACCGAAUAUCAGGGACAGGUGCUGAGCGUCGGAUCGAACGCGGUGGAGAAAUGGGUGGACACCAAUCUGCAGGUCGAGUCCAAGCACGGCCACACGUACGUCAGCCUGUACGCGCUUAAGAACAGGCCGGAGCUGUGCAACGAGAUCAUCGCGCUCAUGGACGACCAAUCGGUGGUCGGGCUGCACCUCAAGGUCGUAUCCACGUUCGCCACGGAACCGGCCAAGCGGAAAUGGUUCACCGAGGUGCUGGACAACCACGUGAAACUCCGGGAAGUCAACCUCUAAACAUCCCGGCAAUGGGGGCGGAAUAUUCCACUUGUACAAUAUAUGAUAUUGUGGAUUCUUAUAUCCGACGACGUUUAAAGAAUAACGUCAGGUCGAUAGUGUACAUUUUGUAAUGGUUAUAACUUAUAAGUAUAAAAUCACUGCAGGGGCGGCAUCUGUGCUCGGCAGGAGAUCGUCGAUAGUAUGGACGAGAAAAAAAUUUAUCAUCUAUCCUUUUCUAGCGCAUAACAUUAUAUUAUAAUUGAGAGUUGUACAUAACUAUUCACAUUGUUACAUUGUUUAGUGUUUAUUUAAAAACAACACCAAGUAAUUUUUGUUGAAAAAUGAUUCAAUAAUUCUAUUUUGUGUAAGAUAAUUGUUAUUAUUUUUUUAUUUUUUACGAUACUUGUAAAUCGUAAUGUAAACUAUUGUACAUACUGCCUACUACCUUUAAUA
Molecule: messenger RNA, 2023 nt
Organism: Melanaphis sacchari
Lineage: Eukaryota; Metazoa; Arthropoda; Insecta; Hemiptera; Aphididae
Product: torso-like protein
Exons: 3
Coding region: 593-1588 (331 amino acids)
Source: RefSeq, a predicted model, not a curated record